GGAUUCGACCCUGACCUGAAAAGCGUUUCCGCGUACAUAAUGAAUGAUGAAUCUCUAGUUCCGGUUCCAGAAAUCCGCCCUCCCCUUCCCCUUCCCCUUUCCCUUUCCCUCUCUCCAUCGUGUCUCUAUCUCCGAUUUACAUUCGUUCGCGUCCUCAGUCGCUCUUUUGCAUUUUCCCGGGACCUCAUCUCAAACCUUACAUAGCCCUGCAAGCCACAAUUUGCAUCAGCAAAAGACAAAGACAACGUUGAAAAAUAGCCAACAUGUAUGCCCAAGCCGCCUUUCUGAUCACCGCCCUCGUCGCCGGGGUCGCCGCACAGGCCGAACCCACCCCAACGCAAGCUUACGAUCCGGACGCUUGCCAGUCUGCUUUCGAAAGUAUUCCCACCUUAUUCGAGGACGAGCUCGUUGUCCUCCCAGAGGACGACGACCUUCGCGAUCUCGCCACGUCCUACAUGCUCGGCGAGUUCUACAACACAGCCGACACUUGUGAGCUGCCCGCCGUCACCGACGUCGCCCUUGCCGGGCCGUUCUCCGAGUGGGCCUCGUCCUAUACCUCCUUCGUCGAGAGGCACUAUACUGUAUACCGGAGCAUUUGGGAGGGAUGCUGGGGUGAACCGAUGCUUGAACUCUCCUACCCUGUCGCGCACUACUGCAGCGACCUUGCCCUCGCCAUCACGGGCGGAGUGGGCGACUCGGAGCCCACCGCGGCCCCGUCCGAGAUCCCGUCCGAGACCCCGACGCCCGCACCGACCGGCACCGACUCGGAAGAUGAGGAGGAGGAUAAUAAUGGAGACGACGGGGAGGAUGCUGGCGAGAGCGACAACGGGAACGGUGAUGACGGUUCGGCUGCUAACCGCGGCACGGUCGCUAGCAUCCUUGCCACUGGUAUCGUCGCUUUGGCCUGCAUUGCUGCCGCCUACUAAGGGCAGGUGCACACAAUAUUCACCAGACUGUUGUGAAGAAAACGGGGCAAAGCCAACCUGGUGGACGGACGGCGACGUCCGUCUCCUCACUGCAAUUGUUGGCAAGUCUGUCAUAUAAGUAUAUAACCUAAUGGGAAGUAUGGGGCCCUUUGCUUGCUUUUUUAAGCAUGGCCGCACGAACCGUUGCAUCAAUUUCUCGCGUUGGGCUUGGGCCAGGCCCGUGAAGUGCCCGCAGGUAAGGGACAACACGUCGCACAGCCUGUCCUCUUCACAUACCCAGCCUCUAGCUAGGUCUUAUCUAUGACAUGUUUCUGGAUUGUACAA
Molecule: messenger RNA, 1250 nt
Organism: Sodiomyces alkalinus F11
Lineage: Eukaryota; Fungi; Ascomycota; Sordariomycetes; Glomerellales; Plectosphaerellaceae
Exons: 1
Coding region: 264-926 (220 amino acids)
Source: RefSeq, a predicted model, not a curated record